Molecule: messenger RNA, 4288 nt
Organism: Osmerus eperlanus (European smelt)
Lineage: Eukaryota; Metazoa; Chordata; Actinopteri; Osmeriformes; Osmeridae
Product: organic cation/carnitine transporter 2-like
Exons: 10
Coding region: 250-1950 (566 amino acids)
Biological process (GO): transmembrane transport; quaternary ammonium group transport
Cellular component (GO): membrane
Molecular function (GO): quaternary ammonium group transmembrane transporter activity
Source: RefSeq, a predicted model, not a curated record
UCCAGUGUUUUUCCUGCUUUGACAUGUCUAGUCUCCACAACAUUUUUACUCUAGGUUUAGCAUGGAUGUUACUGAAAUCACAAAAGUUGAUUGGUGUUGUGUCAGAAAGGGGCAGGGCAAAGGUGCGUUUAAAUAAGAAAGUCAAGUGGGAAACUGGGAGGAUUCCCACUGUGGUCGUUUCCCGAACCUCGAUUAUACUAACAUCAUUUAGAGUUAUCACCUGAGCAGCGCCUUGCUGGAUGACCCAACAUGACAGACUAUGAGGAAAGCAUUGCCUUCCUCGGACAAUGGGGACCGUUCCAACAAACAGUGUUUUUUCUAUUGUGCUCUAGUGCCAUACCUAAUGGUUUUACCGGCAUGUCCAUUGUAUUCAUCGGAGACACACCGCCCCAUCGUUGCCUUAUUCCCGCGGGAAGCAACAUCAGUGCCGAAUGGAGGAACCACAGUAUUCCCUGGGAGGAAGAUCAAAGUGGAACUUUGUCUCUCAGCAAAUGCUCUCGGUAUCGGCUGGAUGUCAUCAAAAACUUGUCGAAUAGCGGAUACGUCCCGGGGAUUGAUGUGAACGUCAGUGAGUUACCCCUCGAGACAUGUUUGGACGGAUGGAAGUACGACCAAGGGACGUACAUCUCUACUAUUGUCACCGAGUGGGACCUGGUUUGUGAUGAAAAGUGGAGGAACCCUUUGACCUCCUCAAUCUUCUUCUGUGGUGUCCUCACUGGUUCCUUCCUGUCAGGACAGCUAUCAGACAGGUUUGGGAGGAAGAUUGUGCUGUUUGUAACCAUGGGGGUCCAGACAGUGUUCACCUUCAUCCAGGUCUUCUCUCUGUCCUGGUCUAUGUUCUGUGGACUACACUUCAUCGUGGGCAUGGGGCAGAUCUCCAACUACGUGGCUGCCUUCGUCCUUGGCACGGAGCUGUUGAGCCCAGAAGUGCGGAUGGUGUUCUCCACCUUGGGGUUGUGUGUCAGCUUCGCCCUGGGCUACAUGCUCCUCCCUCUGGGGGCCUACCUUAUCAGGGAGUGGAGGAUGCUGCUGCUGGUUCUUACCCUGCCUGGCGUCCUAUAUGUGCCGUUGUGGUGGUUCAUCCCAGAGUCCCCCCGGUGGCUGCUCUCUCAGGGCAGAGUGGAGGAAGCCGAGGCCAUACUGAGGAGAGCUGCCAGACAGAACCAAGUUCAGGCUCCUGACGUCAUCUUUCAGCCUCCACUGAUGGAGCUGGCGUCUGGGAAGUUAGAAACCUACAACAUCUGUGACCUGUUGCGUUCUAGAAACAUCUGUUUGGUCUCAGUCACCCUGUGGAUUGUCUGGACUGUCAUUUCCAUCGGCUACUUCGCCCUGUCCCUCAACACGUCCAACCUUCAUGGCAGCUCCUACCUCAACUGCUUUGUGUCGGCGGCCAUCGAGGUACCGGCCUACCUGCUGGCCUGGCUCCUGUUCCGCUUCUGCGGACGACGGCCUUCCCUCUGCUGGACACUGUUCCUGGGAGGAGUGAUGAUGUUUUUUACCCUCCUCCUACCUCCAGGCCUGAGCUGGAUUUCCACGACUCUGGAAAUGUUGGGGAAGUUUGGCGUGACGGCGGCUUUUUCCAUCUUGUACGCCUUCACAGCGGAGCUCUACCCCACUGUCCUGAGAAACACAGCCGUGGGGGUGUGCUCCAUGGCAUCCCGCGUUGGCAGCAUCUCAGCGCCGUACUUCAUAUACCUGGGGGAGUACUCCAAGUCCCUUCCCAACAUCCUGAUAGGUGGUCUGACCAUUCUGUCCGGACUGCUCAGUCUGCUGCUGCCAGAGAGCCACGGCGUGCCUCUUCCCGACACCGUCGACCACAUGCAGAGCUUCCCUGGAUACACACCUGAUAGUCUGUGGUUCCCUCCCAGAGCUGGGUCGACAGCUUGCGUCCCCCGAGCCAGCGCCCCUCCAGGGCCACCUGGCACACGUCUGCGUCCUCCGGCUCCUUGAACGCUACAGAUGCCACGCCGUCAGGAUGGCGCUAGGGAGCAGACACACAUCAUCACACCUGGGACUAAGCGCCUCCCUCUGCAAGUGGAUCCUCAACUUCCUAACGGGAAGGUCACAGGUUGUGCGAAUCGGUGACCGCACCUCAUCCACACUGAUCACCAACACAGACACCCCCCAGGGCUGUGUGCUCAGCCCUCUCCUGUUCUCCUUGUUCACGCACGACUGUGCGGCAACCAACAGCUCCAACCUCCUUACAUUUAGUCCUUUUUUAGCAGACGCUCUUAUCCAGAGCGUUAAGUUAAGUGUUAAGUUUGCUGACGACACAACCAUCGUGGGCCUCAUCUCUGGCAGUGAUGAGUCAGCCUACAGAGGAGGUUGAUACCCUGAUAUCAUGGUGUCAGGACAAUAACCUCUCUCUCAACGUCAGUAAGACCAAGGAGAUGAUUGUGGACUAUGGGAGGCGGCAGGAGGAGGAGCAUGCACCCCUACACAUCAACGGAUCCAUAGUGGAAAAGGUCAGCUGCUUCAGGUUCCUAGGGGUGAACAUCAGCAAUGAGCUUACCUGGUCUGCUCACACUGACAAGGUGGUCAAAGCGGCCCGGAAACGCCUCUUCUUCUUGAGGAGACUGAAGAAGUUUGGCAUGGACUCGGUCAUCCUCAUUAACUUUUACAGAUGCACUAUAGAGUUUUCUUACUGGUUGCAUCACAGUGUGGUAUGGGAGCUACACAGACAGGGACCGCAAGGCCCUACGUAGUGUGGUCAGGUCUUCUGAGUUCAUCAUCGGCAGGAAGCUCCCUGCCCUAUAGGACACCUACCACACACACAAUGCCUCAGGAAAGCUGGCAGGAUUCUAAGAAACUCUAGGGAGUCAAGUGGCUGAGCGGUUAGGGAAUCGGGCUAGUAAUCUGAAGGUUGCAAAAUGAUGUUGACUUGCCUCGGGGGAAUGUCCCUGUACUUACUGUAAGUCGCUCUGGAUAAGAGCAUCUGUUAAAUGACUAAAUGUACCACCCAUCCUUCAGUCUUAUUGAUCUGAUGCUAAUGCUCCACCACUGAGCUAUACCCAACCUUUAGCAACAGAACCUAAUGCGUUACAUUACUGCGUUACAGACAAAUGUAAAUUUUGUACCCCCAAUACUGUCUGUAACCAAUAAAUGAAGUUAAAUGAAGUUAAAUGAGUUGAUGUGACUUGAGUGUUAUAAGAAUCAUGUGACAACACAUUCACGUUCCGAUCAGUGUUACUGUGUUACCUACUGUUUCCUUCAGGCCACGCCCACACUCCAAGAUCCAUAUAUGAGACACAUCCGUUAAUGACCUAUGACCAUAAUUUAGGGUUCUGUUGCUAAAGGUAACAAGUCACUGCUGAUCCCAUGAAAUCCAAACGUUCAAAUGUUUUUUGUCUCAGCCUUGAUGUAUUCAACCUAGCCACCAUUCUAGUCCUGCCUGACUAGACACAUAUAGUGUCUGUGUGUGUGAGUGAGAGAACAAGAGAGAGAAGGCAGAGUCUCCUGUCUAGUCAAUCCUGUAAAGAAGACAUGGGAACCCCCCAUCCUGCAUCUUACCAGGAAACCAGGGAGUCCUCACACCCGAAACCUAAACCAUCUCUGCAACACUUACCACCAGGUUGGGGGUGGCGGGUAUAGCUCAGUGGUGGAGCAUUAGCAUCCGAGGUUGCAGGUUUCAUUCCACAUUUGUAUGUCACUUUAAAUAACAGUGGCUGCUAAGUGAAUCCAUUAUUAUUCAAGUCACAUAGAUCAUUAACUGCCACUUAGCUGUGUUAAAAACACUUUAUUCAAGAACCUUGAUAUAAUUCAAGUUUAAUACAGUUUGAGUACCAAAACAAACAAAAAAACUCUUCCAAUAUAAUAUAAAGAAACUGAGAAAGAGACUGAGUCAGUCGUACAGUAACUGAUAGAGCAUGCAAACAUGCAGGAACAAACACUUCCUCUAAUGGAACAGCUACUUCAUGACAGAAGAAGAUCAAGUUCAACUGAGAACAGACUCAUCUGGAUUCAAGUCUGCACUCUCACCUAGGCCACAUGGCCAGGAACAGUAGACUUUUCUUUGAUCCUUGACUCUGAUAACCAAAAUACUAUUAGAACUAUGCACUUCUGACCUUUGAUUUUCUAUGUGCACUAUUUCUGCAUCCCUUUUUGGAUCCAAGCAUUUUCUAAAUGGAUACAAUCUUAUGUAUAACAUAGCUGCAGUGGCGUGCUUUGGCCACCAGAUGCCACUGUAGUAACGUGUACACACUGGCUCAGACUUGUGUGUGACAUCAUAGACGAAGAGGGCCUCUCAGCAUGGCUCUCCCCACCCCCUGACAUCACACCCCACUGCUAG